AUGCGUCUCGCUCUCCUGAUUUGCCUAUGCGCUAUCGUAUCCCUAGGCGUGCAGGCGAGCUACCCAUUAAAACGGUCGGUUGGAUGUCGCCAUACCAAGGAACCUCCGCGGCAAGCUACACAACAUGAGCUGAAGGCCGACGACUCGGGCAAGGAUGACAGUGUAAACUGCUUCCAUCACGCCGACUGCACGCAGCCCGGUGAAAAAUGUGUCUGGCCAAAGGGUACGUUGGCGAUCAUGGGAUGGAGCGAAUUGGUGGAGGAUGAUACCGACGGGCGUGAUCAGCUGACUUCAGCUGCGCUAUCCCAGCUGCUAGAUCGUGGGAAGCGAUGCCGUGUCACCGCCGACUGCCCCUACCAGGGCCAAAUCUGCCGCUGGCAGCAGUCGAAGGGCGUCGGCUUCUGCAAAAGUUUCUUCCAGAACCCCCACGCCUCCGUGAAGCGCUUCGAGUGCAGCUUCGACUCGGACUGCCCCGAUUUUCCCGAGCAGAAGUGCCAGUGGAAUGUCACGGCCCACCUCUGGGAGUGCAAAUGGGUGCAGGACUCCGUGAAACUGUCG
Messenger RNA from Mesorhabditis spiculigera, 558 nucleotides. The record is from the annotation of a GenBank genome assembly. NCBI's taxonomy places the organism in Eukaryota, Metazoa, Nematoda, Chromadorea, Rhabditida, Rhabditidae.